This is a messenger RNA of Bombus pyrosoma, 6999 nucleotides long. RefSeq names its product SRSF protein kinase 3 (gene SRPK). The transcript has 6 exons. Gene Ontology annotation, biological process: protein phosphorylation; regulation of mRNA processing; spliceosomal complex assembly. NCBI's taxonomy places the organism in Eukaryota, Metazoa, Arthropoda, Insecta, Hymenoptera, Apidae. The coding region runs from base 609 to 2525 and encodes 638 amino acids. The record is from RefSeq and is a predicted model, not a curated record. Gene Ontology annotation, molecular function: protein kinase activity; ATP binding.
UAUAUUUCGUAUAAUGUGCUUCCAUUGACUAUAUAUGUGUUAAUUAUAAUUGGUAUGUUAUCGUUAUAUAAUGAUACUAGCUGAUACUAAACAUUAUUUUUGAUUGGCUGCGAUGUGAUUGAUACAUUAUUCAUCGAAACGUGUUUCAAGUUUCACCAAAGGAAACCUUAAGCUAAGUACAGAGUACUCUAUGAAUUUUAUCAAAAGAUAGAAUAGAGACUUUAGAAUAACCGAAGCAUCAGAAACUAUAAAAUAAUUAUUUAAAGGCUUUAGAUCGAAUUGGAAGCUCGAUUCCUACUACGAGAUAGAAAAGUAUACUGAAUUAUCGAGUAACAAGCAUUAACGAAGGGAGAAGUAGGAGAUUGUGAGUGGGCGGGGGCGGCCAUACUCAAACAACCGCCGAACGAAGUGCGCGGCACAGCGCAGAAAUGAGACGAUAAUAAACCGCAUCAUAAUCAUAUCGUUCGUAAACCCGGGGUGGGUGACGGUAACGGGUGUAAGUGCCUCCAUUGAAACGAAAAAUUACGGAAGGAAGCGAAGACGGAAGUGUGAGAAGUGUUAAAGAAAGAGACGAAAGCGGCCCGACGAAUCGAGGUGCAGAGAACGGUAUGAGUGCAAAGACAGACGUGAACAGGCGAGUCCUAGCGAUUCAGGCCAAAAAAAAAAGGCACAAGCCAAGUAAGCGAAAAGGAAAGGGUAACGCUCAAGAUGAAUCAGAAACAUCAGGAGCUCAAUGCUCGAAAGCAUCGGCUACUCAACAAGGGCAAGGAUCGGGUUUCUAUCAGGAUGCUUCUGCACAGAGACCAUAUUCCAGUGACAAUGGAAACAGAUUGGAACCAUGUCAUAGCUCAAGUAACGAAACAAUGGAGGAUGGUGAUGAAGUAUACAGUAGUGAGGAUGAAGAACAAGAGGACAGUAGUGACUAUUGUAAAGGAGGAUAUCAUCCUGUUAAAAUAGGAGAUUUAUUCUUAAAUCGUUAUCAUGUAACUCGUAAACUUGGUUGGGGUCAUUUCUCAACAGUCUGGCUUUGUUGGGAUUUACAGGAUAAACGAUUUGUGGCACUUAAAGUCGUCAAAUCUGCAUCUCAUUUUACUGAAACUGCAUUGGAUGAAAUUAAAUUGUUAAAAGAUGUGCGUGAUAUAGAUCCCAGUGAUCCUAAACGCAAUAAAACCGUCCAGUUACUCAAUGACUUCAAGAUCAGUGGCAUUAAUGGUUUGCAUGUUUGCAUGGUAUUUGAAGUGCUUGGGCAUAAUCUUCUAAAAUUGAUCAUCAAAUCCAACUAUAGAGGAAUUCCAAGAAACAAUGUUAAACGUAUCAUCAGACAAGUUCUUGAAGGUCUUGAUUAUCUACACAAUAAAUGUAAAAUUAUUCAUACAGACAUCAAACCUGAGAAUGUCCUUGUUUGUGUUGAUGAAGCUUAUAUAAGAAAAUUGGCUUGUGAAGCUACAGAAUUACAUUCACUUGGAAUGAAGUUGCCAGUAUCUUUAAUCUCAACUGCACCAAAGGAAUUCCAAGAACCUACUCCUAAUUCUAAAAUGUCAAAAAAUAAAAAGAAAAAGCUUAAGAAGAAAGCGAAACGUCAAAAUGAAUUAUUAAAGAAACAAAUGGAACAAAUAGAAGAACUUGAAGAACAAGAUAAACUUGCAAAUAGUACAAGAGCAAAUGGAGAAUUAGAAACAAAUAGUCCAGAUCAAGACAUAAAUACAGAAAGUAUAGAAGAUAAUACUGAAAGCAAAGGUUCACCUGAUAUCUCAGAACCAUCUGCACCUUCAUUACACAUAAAUGGUGUAGAUAGUUUAACAGCUGAAGAGAAAGCAGAAAAUCAAUUACCUCAACAACCUGAAAAAAUGGAAAAUGCAAACUCAUGUGACAUAGAGAAGAACUGUGGUGAAGAAGUACAUUCACCUGAUCAUGACGAUACAGACGAGUGUAGUGAAGGUCGCAAUUUACAUCCACCUGAAAGUAAACAAUUGAAAAGAGCAUCUGUAGCUCCUUUAGAUCCUGCCCUAGUAGAAUGUGAUGUUGAAGUAAAAAUAGCAGAUCUUGGUAAUGCAUGUUGGGUCUACAGAAAAUUUACAGAUGAUAUUCAAACUCGUCAGUAUAGAUCAUUAGAAGUGUUAUUAGGAUCUGGAUAUGAUACAUCUGCAGAUAUAUGGUCCACUGCCUGUAUGGCAUUUGAACUAGCGACUGGUGAUUAUCUCUUUGAACCACAUAGUGGUAAUUAUUAUUGCAGAGACGAAGAUCAUUUAGCACACAUUAUUGAAUUGCUUGGAGAAAUACCAAGACAUAUUGCUCUUUCUGGCAAAAACUCAAAAAUGUACUUCAAUAAGAAAGGUGAACUGAAACGGAUCACUGGACUAAAACCUUGGGGACUGUACGAGGUGCUCACAGAAAAGUACGAUUGGUCGCCAAGAGAAGCGCGCGAGUUUGAAGAGUUCCUAACUCCGAUGCUAGCGUUUGACCCGAGUAUGCGAGCUACAGCAGCAGAGUGCCUGAAGCAUCCGUGGCUGAAAAUCAAAAAGUGAUCAUUUUUUUUAUCGUUUUAUCUUUAAAUUCUUCAACACAACUACACUUCUACCACCCUGAUGUAAUUAUACAUAUGUCGGGAGUGUGACAAGAGGCAACGACCGACAAUGGUCAGGUUCUUUCGCAUUAUACAUAUAGCUUUAUUUUUGCGUGACGAGUGUAUCAUCACUGAAAACGCACAGCAUAAAAUUAUUUAAUAUUUAAUAUUAUAAUAUUAUUAUAAUAUACAUACAUAAUGUAAUAAUGUUAUAAUAUUUAAUAUUAUAGAAUGCAAAAUUAUUAAAAAUACAUUUUAUAAAUUAUAAUUUAGAAGUGAUUUUUACCUUUUUUAGCUGUUGGUAGUUUUGAUUAUCAUUUACGUCCACGCGAUUAUGACUAAUUUCAUACAGCAAAGGAGAUAUUUAAUAUUGGGACAAUUGGAAAAGAAAGAACUUGCUACAUUCCACCAAAUUCCAAUAUUUGCUGCAAUUGAAUAUGCUUCUAAUUGUAACACUCUCGACGAUGGCUGCCUACUUGUGUAUUUAUAAAUUUGUUAAAUCAUGUUUUUCAUUUAGUAUAAUGCUACCUUAAAUUAAAAUUUCGUAGUACUUUAUUAUUUUACAUGGUCAUCGUUAUAUUAUCCUUUAUACUACUUGUCACUUAAUUUAUAAAAUAUCCCAAGAGUCAUGGGACCUACUCAUAAUGUACUUUAAGAAAGGGCAGGCCCAUUGUUGUAUUAUAACGAAUAUUGAAAUUUUCAUUAAAAUAUUUCUUUUUCAUUAAAUUGAUUAUUCGAAAUUUACUGAUAGCAGGUUUUUUCUCUGUGAUCUCUCCUUGUGCUUAAUUAGUGUGUGUUCAGAAAAAAAUAUAAUAAUCAUUACUAUCAUUGUCUCUAUACUGGUUAAAAAGAUACUCAUAACACAUACUGGAACGUGUGUUUAAGGAACUGAAUCUUUGUACAAAUUCAAUGAAUGCAGAAAUACAUAUAUUGUUAGUAUAAUUAAGAGUUGGUCGCCAGAUUCUUGGUAAAACAGAUAUGUUUCGGAAUAAGACAGUGCAUACUUCAUUCAACUACAGUAAAUAAACCAGAGGAAAGGAUACGAGCUUGUAGUAAUAUACAGUAAUCUUACAAUAAUUAUAAAUUUUAACUAUCACAUAAAUAAUAAACUUAUAGGUAUCAAAAAAUGAAUUUGUAAUGGAAUUAUUGCAAAUGCAUAUACACUGUCGGAUUUCGAACAAUGACCGAGGCAUUCAAUAUUUGUGGUAUAUAUUUUCGUUCACUUUUAUUUAUUAUACAUUUCUUUAUACUGCUGAGAAGCGUGUAUCAUAUACAUAUUGUACAAUUAUGAAAAAGGGAGACUAGUUUCUACAUCAUGACUGAAAUUUCGGUAAACAUAAAAUAACCAUGGUAAAGGAGAUACGACUUAAGUUCUGUGCGACCUUCUUUACUUCGAGCUAUUGACUGAUUAUUAAGCUCUCUGCCGAUAAAUUGUCUUCUAUUUUAUAAUGAAGAUAGCGAAACAGUACGAUCAUUGAACUAGUGAACAUUCAACAUCACAAAUAUAUUUGUGUUGUUGAAUUUUGUUUAUGCUUCCAAACGAAUGUUCUGUUUCGCUGUGUCUGCCAAUUUAAAAUCAUUUCAUCAUCAAAAAACUGAGUAGUUAAAAAGCAUUUUGAAUGAAACUAGUGGAGAUGCAUAUGAAAAGGACAGUUAUUAUUAACUACAUUUCAUUAGUUGAGAAUAUAUUUAUUCCGGGUAAAAGAGGAAAAUAAUUACUUAAAGUAAGCUAUUUAAAUAUAGUUACGUUUAUUUUUAUUAAGAGUUUGUAAAUCGAUGAGUCUUAAAAAGAGACUACUCUAGUAGUUUAAUCCAUAAUUCACUUCAACAUUUAAUAUUCAUACUUUCGAAAAAUGAAAGGAAAGAUAUGGGAUUGUUGAUGUUGACUUUUACAAUAUUUAAGAGAGAUACAUGAUUCAGUAAGAAUAUUUGUUUUAUUUUAUUUUAUUUCUAUGCAUAUCCUUAACGAAAAUGCCUCUUCUACCUGUACUGUGAUCGAUGAAAUUCAAGCUUUUCAUUUCACAUUAUCGUACUUGCUUAACUAUCCCCGUGUAAUCAUGUGAUCCCACCGUAAUUAUGAUCUUGGGACUGAUGAUGGCAAUCGUGUUGAAUUUGUACAGUACGCAACCGAAGUUAUCGUAGUUAUAUACACCGAUAUUAUUUUAUGAAACGCGGCCAGUGAAAUCCGGAAACAGUGCAGUAAAUAACAAGGACACAAGGAAUUGCAUGGAAGAAUGUCUUUUCCAAAGUACAUCUCGAAUUUUUGCACGGCCGUCCUUCUAGUUGAUGACUGGUAACUGAUCAUCGUGUAUUUCUAUGUUGUUAAUGAUAAUUCUCAUUUUGAUGAAGAACAAUAUAUAAUACGAUGUAUGUUACCAAGCGAGGAAGAUCUUCAAAAACGAGUGAUAAUUUGCAAUUAUGCAACAAUCAUGUUGUAUGAUAAGCGAAUGAUUGGUUUUUUUAGUAACGGUUCAACGGAUUUCAACGACAUGCGAUUUCACCGCGUAGCCGCACAUUACGAUUAUACAUACCGAAAUAUACAUAUAAAUAUAUAAAUAAAUAUAUAUAUAUAUAUAGAUAUACAUAUAUACAUAGAAUAAAUCGAAUGACAAUUUAUGUAGGUGUGAUUCGCUGCUUGGCGCUAGGAUAGUUAGGAUGAAAUUAACAUACAUUAACAGCAAAAAAUGUGUAUAGCUUGAUGUACGAGAGACCGCCCGCCCCGCCCCCUUGUUUCCCUCUAAGGUUUGAAGAAGUAAUGUAUUCGUACAUAUAUUAAAACUUGAAAGCUCGUUGCGCAUCAUUUUUUUUCUUAUAAUAUAUUAUAUAAUUCCAUAAUAGAAGAACCACUUCUACGAGUACAGAACAAGAAAGAUCAAUGAAGAGUUAAGCAAAGCCAAAGAGGCUUGUUUAUACAGGGACCCAAGUUUGAAACUUUUACAGAUUUAUGUUCCAGUCGGUAGAUUUAAUCAUGCGCCAUGUAGAGAUAUGACUGAAUGAUUAAAAUUUACGCGCAUUAAUUAUACAUAGUGAGCUAAGUUCGAUAUAGGAAAUCUAAUUUUGUUCUUAAAAUUCGUCUGAACUGGGUCUUUAAGAAAACUCACUAUUACAUGUUUCUUUCAAUCUGCUAUCGUUGGAAUAAGAUUCUUCGAUCAUAAAAAGACAAGAAAAUAGUACAUGAAUUAUAAAAACGCACUGAGGAGGAACAAACAAUAUCAGUAUCAAGGAAACGUGUGUAAAUGGAACAUACAAUGUGAUUUUUUGUAAUAUUACAACGUUGAAAAACGUGGAUCGGCAGAUAAAGUUGUGGACUCGGAAUGGAAAUCUGAUGUUUGAUAAAAUAAAAGAAAAUGAAUCUCACAUGAACACCAAGUUAUAUUAUGUAAAUUGUGGCGUGUGUAACACACACGUAUCUAUGAGAUAUUGUAAAUAUUGAAAUGGAAUUGGGGAUUUUACACAUUUUUAGACCGAAGCGUCUGCAUUAAAAAAAAAAUCUGCGAUAAGUUUAGGGAAGUGCUUGAAAAUCUACUCCAAUGGAUUAUGCACGCUGUAUAACGACCACUUAGUCAGAUUAUAAUCCCUUGGAACAUUUUCUGUAAUAAAUGGAUACAAUCGGGUAUGAUAUUGUUUUACGAAUUGAUAUAUAGUCAUAAUGGUCAUAGCGUUGUAGGAUUAUUUAACUCUGCAUGCUUAGUCGAUUGCUCGAUGUUGUACAUACACACAUGUACUAUACUGAGCAUUAAUAAGGAUAUAACUAUUGAUAAAAAUGCAUAUAGAAGCUCAUGAUAUAUGAAGAUCCUUUUUAGAACUUUAUUGGGUGAUAAUCCAAUGCGUGAAUAAUAUUUGAACAGAGAAUAUGUAUAAUUAAACUGACUGGAGCAUUAGCAGAAAAGGAGGCAAGUGUGUUCUGCCAUGCUUUUAGACAAUACUUCAUUAAUCAAAAGGAUAAUAAUAUUUAUCCUUGUAUUAACGUUGGCUGAAUAGAAUUUAAAUUGCCGUAAUAUCAAAUAAAAAAUAAAUAACAUAAAAACAAAAGAUGUGCUCUUUAUAAAAAGAAAUGAUGCAAAUUUUGCUCAUUUUAUCAACUUCGAUCGUUCUAAAAAUAUCUUACAUUGAAUUUAAAUUUCAUGCAACGUUCAUCACUGUAUUUCCUAUACUCGAUGUGUUUUUGCACUAAUAGAGGAAAGAAACGUAUCAUAAAAUCAAAACUACUGUUUUCUAUGCCUAUAUACAUACAUAUAUACAUUUACCUUCAUACCAUUAUAUCUUCAUGAUCAAAAGGAAAUAUCGUAAAAGAUCAAUUAUAAGAAGGGUAUUAGGAAAUUGCAACAAAUCGUUUUUAAAGACAAAUAUGCCUCAUGCUCCAGUCAAUCAAUGUACAACCAGAUGAGGCAUAAAAAGUGUAGACAUAAUAAAGUAGAGAUAAUGAUUCGAACAAA